AUGGAAUGCCCACCAGAAAGUUGCAAACAAGUUUGGGAGUACACAAUAGGACUGUUCAUAUUUAUCAUGCUGGUUCUAGUGUUCACUGGAAUCGGAACGAAUGAAACAACCCUAUUUACAAUUUCCCUACUCAUAAUGGCAAUGCUUGUCUUACUAUCCUGCAUUGUCGCCAUUAUUUUAAAGAUUUUCAAAUCCUGUUACCAAAGAGAUGCUAUUGAAAUUGAACUCAUUUCAACGAAACCUUUGAAAAUGGACCAAGAAAAUAAUUCGGAGGAUCCUCAAGUCGCUGAUUGCGAACGAGUGUUCUCUGUGGUUCGUAUCAAGUAA
Messenger RNA from Rodentolepis nana, 327 nucleotides. Lineage: Eukaryota; Metazoa; Platyhelminthes; Cestoda; Cyclophyllidea; Hymenolepididae. The record is from the annotation of a GenBank genome assembly.